Molecule: messenger RNA, 2019 nt
Organism: Mycena indigotica
Lineage: Eukaryota; Fungi; Basidiomycota; Agaricomycetes; Agaricales; Mycenaceae
Exons: 5
Coding region: 13-2019 (668 amino acids)
Molecular function (GO): protein binding
Source: RefSeq, a predicted model, not a curated record
CAUAGUCUCGCCAUGCACCUAACAGAGCUGGAUGUUGCCAUUAUCCACCACAUCUUUGAAGAGCUCCCUGUCAAGACUCUUCUUAUCCUGCGCCAGACAUGUCGUUCUCUGCGUUCCGCAACAUACUCCAAGAUAGUUUGGAUUCGCCAGAUGGAACUGCUGGAAGAGCAAGGCGCGAUCAUACCCUCUUAUGCUCAAAACUAUCGCCCGCUCCAGCCCAUUAUUCUGGAAGCUCUAGUUUUGCGACUGUCAUCGGUUGCGGACAAAUGGACUCGUCAAGAUAUGGCCCCGACCAAAUGCUCAUCACUAGCAGUUCCCCGCUCGAUAACAUGGCUGCGCAUAGUUGACGGUCGAUAUGUAUUUGCGGCAUUCUCUGACCAAAAGCUAAGCAGUAUUGCGUGUUGGGAUAUGUGGUGGUUGCCCGACGGCAACAUUAAUCCAAUCGCGGAAGCAUUCCUUCCCGGUCGCGUCAAUACCGCUCAAGUAGAUAUGCAGGAAGACGGUAUCGUGCUAGCGCUAGGGCUCGACGGCAACAGCACAAGCGUUCUGGUGACGACGCUACAGAUGCGACACAAUAAAUUCGAGCUCCAUGAACUGGCGCGUAUAGAACACUCGUCACAUAUUCUUCUGCUGGAAGGCCCCUUCCUUGGCUGCGCUGUUCGUACCGGUGUCAAUGUUCCUCAUUUGGUGAACUGGAAAGAUGGGACUUUUUGCGAAAUUCCUGUACAACCGGGUACGCUUGAGAGCCCAGACAGAGCGAGUGUUCCACAUCUAAUGACGAUUUCCGAAGAAAUCCUCGUCAUUGUGCGCUCCACUGGUAUCGAAAUAUACCACUGUCCAUUGUCAACAAGCGAACCCAUCGUCUUUAUCCGACAUAUCGCUACCUCUCCCAUCUGGGAAGCCGUCGCGACUUCGAGAGCCAGUUCGCAAGGCAUACAGUUGACAUUCAUCACACGUGUCGGUCUCGAAACUCUAGUAAUCGACUCGCGAGUGCUUGACACCGGUAGCGAGCCCCCAGGCAUGACUUGUGUCGCCCGCGCGCCAUCAUGCGGUUGUUGUGGUCCCUCUACCACAUGCGAUUACAUCUACCACAGUGCUCCCUGGUACGGACUCUGUGUCGGAAGCACUGGUCGUCAAUGCAUGUGGGUAUCUGUUGCCGAAGACCUCGGAAACAGACGCUCUUCUCCGUGUCUUGUGUCAGCAAGGCUUCCUCCAGUUACUGGUGGACCUUUGGACAGCGCGCAGGUUGUCUCUUGGCCAAUAAAUCCUGAAUAUGACAUGGCGCUUUGGGCACUGCCCCGGUUCGAUUUCGAUGAGGCUCUCGGGACUACCGUCGUUGGUAACUGCUUCGGAGAGUUAGACUUCUAUGACCUAGACGAGCAUUUGAAACCGUGCUUAUGGCUGUCUCGGGACCCGUUCUGGAGAUCUAUUGAUCUCUUGCCAAAGCAAAUAUUGUCCGAAUCGCCCAUACCCCUGGAUAUUCUUCCUCAACCAGUCGCUCUUGCCACCGAGUCGUUCCAUGACAGCACGUCCCAUUGGUCACAAGACCAGCUUGAAGACCUCGCUGCCUGGUCGACGGAUUGGGAGCAUUACCGUCAAGUCCACCUGUGGCAAGGCAUGCCCUGUGAUUAUGCAUGGCUUCUGUCAGAAGCCUUUGGUUUCCCAGGCCGGGUUGUUCCGCAAGCAUACAGCGAGCAAUGCGAAGGCGAGCCUGAGCAAAUGCUUGUCUUCCGUAUUGGUCAGCGAUACUUCCUAUUGACUCAAGGCGACGAGAACAUAUUUCGCACAUGUCCCGUCGAUUUAGGACGCCAGAACUUAUUCACGCACCUUCGUGGUCCUAAACUUGUAACAACACGGCGCACUGCAAUCACCGCAAGACAGACAUAUAUAUCUGGUCUCUCAACAGAGGUGUACAAUGAUCCAGACCCUCGAAAUCGCUGGCUGGAGAUGCAGAAACGCGGAGGAUAUGUUGAAUGGAGCAAUCUGGAGUGCCAAUUUGUCGGGCAAUAUAUGGAUUAG